CGCCUCUUGCCAGCGCCGUUGCUGCGGGGGAUUGUGGGAGCCUCCGCGUCCCGCUCGCAGGGAGAGAGGUACCUCUCCUUUUCCCCUCUCCCUUUCCCUCAGAGUUGUCUGCUGGUUCUCAGCUUGAAGAAGAUUCUACAGUCCUUAUUGAUCCUUUUUCUUGGCGUUACCAUUUUUGAAGCAAAGUUAACCUAGCUUUCUAGUUUGAGCUUUCUUUUUGGCCGUCUUUUAAAAAAAAUUUUUUCAAUCUAUAAAAUAGACAAGAGAUAGUUCUACAAUGUCCAAGUCAUUCCAGCAGUCAUCUCUCGGUAGGGACUCACAGGGUCAUGGGCGUGACCUGUCUGCAGCAGGAAUAGGCCUUCUUGCUGCUGCUACCCAGUCUUUAAGUAUGCCAGCAUCUCUUGGAAGGAUGAACCAGGGUACUGCACGCCUUGCUAGUUUAAUGAAUCUUGGAAUGAGUUCUUCAUUGAAUCAACAAGGAGCUCAUAGUGCACUGUCUUCUGCUAGUACUUCUUCCCAUAAUUUACAGUCUAUAUUUAACAUUGGAAGUAGAGGUCCACUCCCUUUGUCUUCUCAACACCGUGGAGAUGCAGACCAGGCCAGUAACAUUUUGGCCAGCUUUGGUCUGUCUGCUAGAGACUUAGAUGAACUGAGUCGUUAUCCAGAGGACAAGAUUACUCCUGAGAAUUUGCCCCAAAUCCUUCUACAACUUAAAAGGAGGAGAACUGAAGAAGGCCCUACCUUGAGUUAUGGUAGAGAUGGCAGAUCUGCUACACGGGAGCCACCAUACAGAGUACCUAGGGAUGAUUGGGAAGAAAAAAGGCACUUUAGAAGAGAUAGUUUUGAUGAUCGUGGUCCUAGUCUCAACCCAGUGCUUGAUUAUGACCAUGGAAGUCGUUCUCAAGAAUCUGGUUAUUAUGACAGAAUGGAUUAUGAAGAUGACAGAUUAAGAGAUGGAGAAAGGUGUAGGGAUGAUUCUUUUUUUGGUGAGACCUCGCAUAACUAUCAUAAAUUUGACAGUGAGUAUGAGAGAAUGGGACGUGGUCCUGGCCCCUUACAAGAGAGAUCUCUCUUUGAGAAAAAGAGGGGCGCUCCUCCAAGUAGCAAUAUUGAAGACUUCCAUGGACUCUUACCGAAGGGUUAUCCCCAUCUGUGCUCUAUAUGUGAUUUGCCAGUUCAUUCUAAUAAGGAGUGGAGUCAACAUAUCAAUGGAGCAAGUCACAGUCGCCGAUGCCAGCUUCUUCUUGAAAUCUACCCAGAAUGGAAUCCUGACAAUGAUACUGGACAUACAAUGGGUGAUCCAUUCAUGUUACAGCAGUCUACAAACCCAGCACCAGGAAUUCUGGGACCUCCACCUCCUUCAUUUCAUCUUGGCGGACCAGCAGUUGGACCAAGAGGAAAUUUGGGUGCUGGAAAUGGAAACCUGCAAGGACCAAGACAUAUGCAAAAAGGCAGAGUGGCGUUUAUUGAGAUGGCAACCACAGAAGAUGCUCAGGCUGCAGUGGAUUAUUACACAACCACACCAGCAUUAGUAUUUGGCAAGCCAGUGAGGGUUCAUUUAUCCCAGAAGUAUAAACGAAUAAAGAAACCUGAGGGGAAACCUGAUCAGAAAUUUGAUCAGAAGCAAGAGCUUGGACGUGUGAUACAUCUCAGCAAUUUACCCCAUUCUGGAUAUUCUGACAGUGCUGUCCUCAAGCUUGCUGAACCUUACGGGAAAAUAAAGAAUUAUAUAUUGAUGAGGAUGAAAAGUCAGGCCUUUAUUGAGAUGGAGACCAGAGAAGAUGCCAUGGCAAUGGUUGACCAUUGUCUAAAGAAAGCACUUUGGUUUCAGGGGAGAUGUGUUAAGGUUGACCUUUCUGAGAAAUAUAAAAAACUGGUGCUGAGGAUUCCCAACAGAGGCAUUGACUUACUAAAAAAAGAUAAAUCACGAAAAAGAUCUUAUUCUCCAGAUGGCAAAGAAUCUCCAAGUGAUAAGAAAUCCAAAACUGACGGUUCUCAGAAGGCUGAAAGUACAACCGAAGGUAAAGACCAAGAAGAAAAGUCAGGGGAAGAUGGUGAGAAAGAUACAAAGGAUGACCAGACAGAACAAGAACCUAAUAUGCUUCUUGAAUCUGAAGAUGAGCUACUUGUAGAUGAAGAAGAAGCAGUAGCUCUUCUAGAAAGCGGCAGUUCAGUGGGAGAUGAGACUGAUCUUGCUAAUUUAGGUGAUGUGGCUUCUGAUGGGAAAAAGGAGUCUUCAGAUAAAGCUGUGAAAAAAGAUUUGAGUGCUUCAUCAGCAACCAAGAAAAAACUUAAAAAGGUGGACAAGAUCGAAGAACUUGAUCAAGAAAACGAAGCAGCACUGGAAAAUGGAAUUAAAAAUGAGGAAAAUAUGGAACAUGGUGCUGAAUCUGCUGAGAAUACUGAUGAUCCCAACAAAGACGCAAGUGAAAAUGCAGAUGGCCAAAGUGAUGAAACCAAGGAGGACUAUACAAUCCCAGAUGAGUAUAGAAUUGGACCAUAUCAGCCCAAUGUUCCUGUUGGUAUAGACUAUGUGAUACCUAAAACAGGGUUUUACUGUAAGCUGUGUUCACUCUUUUAUACAAAUGAAGAAGUUGCAAAGAAUACUCAUUGCAGCAGCCUUCCUCAUUAUCAGAAAUUAAAGAAAUUUCUGAAUAAAUUGGCAGAAGAACGCAGGCAGAAGAAGGAAGCUUAAGAUAUAUAAGAAGCAUAAAGAUUUCAAAAAAAACAAUGGUUCUUUGUUUUUAAUGUUAACCUUUUUUAAAUACAAUACUGAUAGUUAGAGGAAAACUAUUGUACUCUUUUGUUUUAGUGGAUAAAUACUAGAUGUCUGUUCAUGUGCUAAGUGUUAUAGCAAAAAUAUACAGUUAAGUUCAUGAAUAGUUUUUGUUUCAUCGGAAUGGCAACAGACAGAAGUACUUUGUAGAGACUGAUUCUGUAAGCUACUAUGUAAGACAACUUGCACCACUAAGAAAAAGAUAACAGAACUGUUCAGAAAAAUGAGAUUUAUUAGAUCCAAGCUGCAACGGAAUGUCAACAACUUUUAAUUCCAUUCAAUAAAGAACAAAACCAGUUGUAUUUUUAUUACUUUCAUCUGAAACAUUCCAUGUUUUAAUCUGAGCCUUGUAGACCUUUCAUUUGGAGUUUAAAGCUGCUUUGAUGCAUUUCAUUUUUUAGAGAAUUCCAUUCAUGUGAGAUUGGCAAUUCAAAUGCAGGUGCCAUUUUCUUUUAAUGUCAUGAUGUUGUUUAGAUAGCAAGAAAUAUUAAAUAAUUGGCUUUAGAUUUUAUAAUUUUUUCCCUGAGUUCCUGCUAGGUUUCAUAUUCCAGUAGUCAGUGUACUUUCAGUGAAAUGUAAAAAAAAACUCUCUUUGACCAGUAUUAAUUUCUUGAGAUCUUACUGCUUGUCACUUGAAUCCUAUAGCUGUCAUACAUCUCUGGUAUAAGCAACAUUUUAUUUCUGAAGUGUGUGUAAACCAUCUCUUCAUGUUUUCAAGAUGUAAUUUUACAUUUUUUAAAGUUUGGCCAUAAUUCUAGACGCACGCUUCUAAUUCAUUGUACCUGCACAUGUGACCUUUGUGAACCGAAAUUUGCAUGUAUAAUCUGUGUUUACUUGUAACUCUGGUUAUAUUCUGCUUAUAUCUGUGGAUUCAAGUUACUGAAGUGAAUACCAAUAAAAAAAAAUCUAGGCCAUGUUCAUUGGUUAUACAUGUUUGGAAUGUUAACCAAUAUAUUUGUCA
Molecule: messenger RNA, 3737 nt
Organism: Dipodomys ordii (Ord's kangaroo rat)
Lineage: Eukaryota; Metazoa; Chordata; Mammalia; Rodentia; Heteromyidae
Gene: Matr3
Product: matrin 3
Exons: 14
Coding region: 278-2695 (805 amino acids)
Cellular component (GO): nucleus
Molecular function (GO): zinc ion binding; RNA binding
Source: RefSeq, a predicted model, not a curated record